AUGGAUCAAUGCAUCAAGUGUCCUGAAGAUCGGUUUCCAAAUAAGCAGAAGAAUCAGUGUCUCCCAAAAAUUAUAUCAUUUUUGUCCCAUGAAGAUACUCUGGGAUCUGUUUUUGUCUCCCUGGCCAUCAGUUUAUCUGUCUUUACAGCCAUGAUUUUAGGAUUAUUUAUCCUCUAUCGGGACACACCCAUUGUUAGAGCAAACAACAGAAAUCUCAGUUAUCUCCUCCUCGUUUCUCUAAUGCUCUGUUUCUUCUGCUCUUUAAUAUUCAUUGGCCAACCUAGCACAGCCACUUGUGUCUUGAGACAAAUGAUUUUUGGGGUUGUAUUUUCCAUUGCCGUUUCUGCUAUCUUGGCAAAGACCUUCACUGUGGUUGUGGCCUUCAAAGCCACUAAGCCAGGAAGCACCUUACGAAUGUGGAUGGUGACCCGACUCUCAAACGCUAUAGUCUGCUGUGGUUCCAUCAUUCAAGUGUGCAUCUGUGCAGUCUGGCUGGGAACCUAUCCCCCUUUCCCUGAUGUGGACAUGCAGUCAGAGUUUGGACAAAUCAUCCUGUGGUGUAAUGAGGGGUCCACCCUUGCCUUCUAUUGUGUCCUGGGUUACUUGGGCUUUCUGGCCACUCUCAGCUUGCUUAUUGCUUUUGUGGCUAGAAGGCUACCUGACAGCUUCAAUGAGGCAAAGUCAAUCACAUUCAGCAUGCUGGUUUUCUGCACUGUGUGGAUUUCUUUCGUACCCACUUACCUGAGUUCCAAAGGCAAAACCAUGGUGGCUGUGGAAAUUCUUUCAAUUCUGGCCUCCAGUGCUAGCUUACUGGGAUGUAUAUUUCUCCCCAAAUGCUAUGUGAUCCUACUGAGGUCAGGUGACCACUCAAGAAAGAAGUUCUUUAAAUGA
This is a messenger RNA of Mastomys coucha (southern multimammate mouse), 891 nucleotides long. RefSeq names its product vomeronasal type-2 receptor 26-like. The transcript has a single exon. Gene Ontology annotation, molecular function: G protein-coupled receptor activity. The coding region runs from base 1 to 891 and encodes 296 amino acids. The record is from RefSeq and is a predicted model, not a curated record. Gene Ontology annotation, biological process: G protein-coupled receptor signaling pathway. Gene Ontology annotation, cellular component: membrane. Lineage: Eukaryota; Metazoa; Chordata; Mammalia; Rodentia; Muridae.